Macrobrachium nipponense is the source of this 1635-nucleotide messenger RNA. RefSeq lists its product as uncharacterized. NCBI's taxonomy places the organism in Eukaryota, Metazoa, Arthropoda, Malacostraca, Decapoda, Palaemonidae. The transcript has 5 exons. The record is from RefSeq and is a predicted model, not a curated record. The coding region runs from base 1 to 1635 and encodes 544 amino acids.
AUGGGCAUGCCAGGUCCAUGUGACAUGGGAUGCCCUGAGGAAGGACUCUGCAAUUCCAGGAGUGGCAAUUUCUGCCUCUUUAAGAGCGUCAAUUCAUCCACUCUCUUACAGCCAAUGGCUCAGGACUUUGAUAGUGAAUAUGAGAGGUUAUGUAGAAGUUAUAGAGCAAUAACUAGAUGUGUAAGGAAAGCUAUUGCUACUACACAGAAAACUAUGAGCGAGAUUGACACGGGAGAUAUAAAUCAACGGCCCGCUUUGCCUCCUUCGGCUCCCACUAACCCUCUCCCUCCCCCUAAACUCCCAGCAAUUAAGAUACCUGAAUUUAGCGGUGGGGAGGAAGAAUGGCUUGCAUUUUGGGAUAUAUUUAACAGUUUAGUUCACGAUCGUAGGGAUAUUUCCGAUGUGAUUAAGUUUUCUAUACUCAGAGCUAGUUUAAGGGAUAACGCCUUUAAAGCCAUAGAAGGUUUGCUUGUCACUAAUGCCAAUUAUUCAGUAGCUAUUCAGACCCUUAAGGAGAAGUAUGAUAAUAAGGAAAAAUUGAAACGUAGGCUUAUGUCCAAAUUAACACAUUUAGUCCCUCCCAGUCAUACAAUAGAGGAUUUGAACACGUUCAAAUUGGAAUAUGAGAUUAUUUUACAAAUGAGCACAUUGAAUUUAGAUGUAGAGGCCAUGAACCCCAUUUUCUCUAGUAUUAUAUGCGAGAAAUUGUCACCUAAAACACGUAAGGCUAUAGCUAAUAAACAUAAUAGUAUGUCUCUUGAUUUAAAGCAAAUUUCCUCAGGUUUGAAAUAUGUUUGUGAAUUAAUGGAAUUUUGUUACGAAGGUGAGAAUUCUAAUAAGAGAAGACGAGAUCAGGGCAACUAUUCUAAAGUGAUUCCCUCAAAUGUGCAAAACGUGCAGAGAGCACAACCAAGUAACAGUAAACCUAGUAAUAGUAGUCCUUACAAUAAUUGUGUGUUUUGCUCUUCGAACAUGCCUCUCACGAUUCAAACCCUCUUGCAUCAUUUAUCUUUACAUAAUAAUCCCCUUGCAUCAUCUCUGAUGAAGAAUUUCUAUGUAGAUAAUUUUAGUAAAAAACUUACAAGGAUGUGUCCGUUCUUGAUGGAUGAGUAUCCAGUAAUAAAUGCGAUUCUUGAAGACGCUAAUAUGCCUCUACAAGAAUGGACUGCUCUUCCUACUGCUAAUGUAAUUGUGUCAGGGAAUGGACAUCGUUCCUUUGAGAGAGCAUUCUUUGAUUCUGGUGCGCAAAGAACGUUUAUUGCAACGGAAUUACCAAUAAGAAGCAGAAGUACACAAGAUACGGGAGGACCAGAGGACAGUAACACCCAAAUAGAAUCAAGGUUGAGAGAGCGAAGUCCUUUGCAUGACGAGCAGUCGUUAGAUUUCCUUGAUUUAAAGUUCCUUAGUAGUGAAGAUAAAACUGAUCAUGAUAUCACAGUAAAGGCAGGUCCAGUUGUACAUUUAGCACUACCGGAAGCGUUUUCACAAGACUUGUUUGCUGAAGGUAUAUCAGAGGAUGCCGGGGAAGAAGCUGCCAAUAUUGAUGACGACUCAAGUAGCAAUUUAGAAGAUGGUAGUGAAGUGGGAGGAGUAACUGACAUCGAUGAUGGAAAAGACUCUGAGAAAGAAAAGUGA